GGAUGGAAGAGCCCAGCUGACACAACCAAGACGAGUCUCAGUGUCUAAGGAAGCUUGGGGUUCAGCUCCUUUUACUUCAGGCGAACCUGUACUCAGUUAAUGCAAUUUUGAAGCAUGCCCUGAAUAGAUUGUCAUUAUCAAGUCAAACUAAAAACGGUGAAAGGUUGCGACUAUUACCAAAUAGAUUAGAGCUGAGGCAAAUGGUUUCAGGAUAUGUGCUUUGUGCUAACAGCUUUCUGGAGACAUCCUGAUUAUGGCUAUCGGGUCUAGAAGAAAAAUCUGAAGACAUGAGAACUACACGUGAGGAAUAUGUCAUUUAGCACUUUCACUUUUUGAUCUCCACAGAAGACAAUGAGAAGUCACACCAUAACCAUGACGACAACUUCAGUCAGCAGCUGGCCUUACUCCUCCCACAGAAUGCGCUUUAUAACCAGUCAUAGCGACCAACCGCCACAAAACUUCUCAGGAACACCAAAUGUUACUACCUGUCCCAUGGAUGAAAAAUUGCUAUCUACUGUGUUAACAACAUCUUACUCUGUUAUUUUCAUUGUGGGACUGGUUGGGAACAUAAUCGCCCUCUAUGUAUUUCUGGGUAUUCACCGCAAAAGAAAUUCCAUUCAAAUUUAUCUACUUAAUGUAGCCAUUGCAGACCUCCUACUCAUCUUCUGCCUCCCUUUCCGAAUAAUGUAUCACAUUAACCAAAACAAGUGGACACUAGGUGUGAUUCUGUGCAAGGUUGUGGGAACACUAUUUUAUAUGAACAUGUACAUUAGCAUUAUUUUGCUUGGAUUCAUCAGUUUGGAUCGCUAUAUAAAAAUCAAUCGGUCUAUACAGCAACGGAAGGCAGUAACAACCAAACAAAGUAUUUAUGUCUGCUGUAUAGUAUGGAUGCUUGCUCUUGGUGGAUUCCUAACUAUGAUUAUUUUAACACUUAAGAAAGGGGGGCAUAAUUCCACAAUGUGUUUCCAUUAUAGAGAUAAGCAUAAUGCAAAAGGAGAAGCCAUUUUUAACUUCUUUCUUGUGGUAAUGUUCUGGCUAAUUUUUUUACUAAUAAUCCUUUCAUAUAUUAAGAUUGGGAAGAAUCUAUUGAGGAUUUCUAAAAGGAGGUCAAAAUUUCCUAAUUCUGGUAAAUAUGCCACUACAGCCCGGAACUCCUUUAUUGUACUUAUCAUUUUUACUAUAUGUUUUGUUCCCUAUCAUGCCUUUCGAUUCAUCUACAUUUCUUCACAGCUAAAUGUAUCGUCUUGCUACUGGAAAGAAAUUGUUCACAAAACCAAUGAGAUCAUGCUGGUUCUCUCAUCUUUCAAUAGUUGCUUAGAUCCAGUCAUGUAUUUCCUGAUGUCCAGUAACAUUCGCAAAAUAAUGUGCCAACUUCUUUUUAGACGAUUUCAAGGUGAACCAAGUAGGAGUGAAAGCACUUCAGAAUUUAAACCAGGAUACUCCCUGCAUGAUACAUCUGUGGCAGCGAAAAUACAGUCUAGUUGUAAAAGUACUUAAGGUAAACAUACUAAAAUGAAUUAUAUAAUACAGCCUCUUAAUUCUUUGAAGAACUAAAAAAAUUAGGAAACAAAGUUCUAGCAUUUACAAAAGUCAGAUCUCAAAGCUCUGCUUGUAACUGUGAUAUUUCAUUUGCUUAACUGUAAACCAUUUCAAGGUACUAUCUUUUAAAUCUCUACGUAAAAUCUUUUCAAAAUACAUUUUUAAGCUAAUACUCUUAACAUAGAUUAUGAAGUUAGGUGAAAUUUAUGACUUUAACAGCAAAAUAAUUAAAGUGCCAUCAUUUCUCAUGUCACUAAAGUAGUUAUUAAAAUCAAGCACUUGAUACUAAUUUAAAGUGUGUUUAAAAGUAAAUGAUUUGGGAACCGACAAUGUAUCAGAAAAUAUAUGUUCAUUUAUCAUUUUAAAAUCUUGUAUAAUUUGCCACUGUGUUCAUUUAUGCCUAAAUCUCUAUAAUAGAUGCGAAGAUAAUUAAUAAAAUCCUAAUUAAAAAAUGAGA
Messenger RNA from Rhinopithecus roxellana (golden snub-nosed monkey), 1996 nucleotides. It is a transcript of the gene GPR34, whose product is annotated as G protein-coupled receptor 34. Lineage: Eukaryota; Metazoa; Chordata; Mammalia; Primates; Cercopithecidae. The transcript has 4 exons. The coding region runs from base 352 to 1497 and encodes 381 amino acids. Gene Ontology annotation, cellular component: membrane. Gene Ontology annotation, biological process: G protein-coupled receptor signaling pathway. The record is from RefSeq and is a predicted model, not a curated record. Gene Ontology annotation, molecular function: G protein-coupled purinergic nucleotide receptor activity.